ACAAUCUUGACACGUCAAAUGAUUUUUUAGGUUAAGGGAAAGUAAAUAUUUUCACAAAUUUUCCUGGAUUGAAGUUGCUGAGAAACCAUUUAAAAUGAUACACAGCCUCUUCAUUGUUAAUUCCUCGGGAGACAUUUUCCUUGAAAAACAUUGGAAAAGUGUAAUAUCCCGUUCGGUAUGCGAUUACUUUCUGGAAGCCCAAAGAAGCAACCCCACGAACAUUCAACCAGUAAUAGCCACCCCGCACCACUACCUUAUUUCCAUACAAAGGGGAGGUGUAAGUUUCGUUGCAGUUUGCAUGGAAGAGACUCCCCCAUUGUUUGUGAUCGAGUUCUUACACAGAAUAGUGGACAUCUUCCAAGAUUACUUCUCAGACUGCACCGAAAGUAUCAUAAAGGAAAAUUACGUUGUUGUAUACGAAUUACUCGAUGAGAUGUUGGAUAAUGGAUUUCCUCUGGCCACUGAAAGUAACAUACUCAAAGAAUUAAUCAAACCACCUAACAUACUCCGGACGAUAGCCAAUAGUGUCACUGGAAAAUCAAAUGUAAGCGAUAUCUUGCCAAGUGGACAAUUAUCCAAUAUUCCUUGGAGGAGGACAGGUGUGAAGUACACAAACGAUGAAGCAUAUUUCGAUGUAAUAGAAGAAGUAGACGCUAUAAUAGAUAAAAGCGGUGCUACAGUUUUCGCAGAGAUCCAAGGUUAUAUCGACUGUUGUAUAAAAUUGAGUGGAAUGCCUGAUUUGACACUGUCAUUUAUGAACCCAAGGAUAUUCGAUGACGUCAGUUUUCACCCUUGUGUUAGGUUCAAACGAUGGGAGACGGAACGAGUCUUAUCAUUUGUUCCUCCCGAUGGCAACUUCAGGUUGAUUUCAUACCACGUCAGCAGUCAGAGCAUUGUAGCCAUUCCAUUAUAUGUCCGACACAAUAUUUCGAUAAAAUCUGGGGAACAGGGAAGGUUAGAUCUGACAGUGGGUCCGAAACAAACGCUAGGAAGGUCCAUUGAAGCUGUGAAAUUGGAUAUAUUACUUCCAAAGUGCGUUUUGAACUGUGUUCUUGUGGUUAAUCAGGGGAAAUAUAAUUUCGACACUGUUUCCAAGAUUUUACAUUGGGAUGUCGGCAAGAUCGAUCCUUCGAAACUCCCAAAUAUCCGUGGGAACAUCUCGAUAGCCACUGGUGCCAACACGUCAGAUCUCAAUCCUUCCAUUAAUGUCCACUUUAUGAUAAAUCAAUUAGCGGUGAGUGGGUUGAAGGUUAACCGUUUAGAUAUGUACGGUGAAAAAUAUAAACCUUUCAAAGGUGUUAAGUAUAUAACGAAGGCUGGACGAUUCCAAAUUAGAAUGUAAUAUUUAUAUUUAUGAUUAUUAUCUUUUGUUGAAUGUAUUUUUUUGUGCAACUAUGUAUAUAUUUACCCAAA
Messenger RNA from Coccinella septempunctata (seven-spotted ladybird), 1413 nucleotides. It is a transcript of the gene carmine, whose product is annotated as AP-3 complex subunit mu-1. Gene Ontology annotation, cellular component: clathrin adaptor complex; cytoplasmic vesicle. Gene Ontology annotation, biological process: intracellular protein transport; endocytosis. Bases 95 to 1342 code for a protein of 415 amino acids. NCBI's taxonomy places the organism in Eukaryota, Metazoa, Arthropoda, Insecta, Coleoptera, Coccinellidae. The transcript has a single exon. The record is from RefSeq and is a predicted model, not a curated record.